Messenger RNA from Exophiala xenobiotica, 1103 nucleotides. RefSeq lists its product as uncharacterized. Bases 162 to 1103 code for a protein of 313 amino acids. The transcript has a single exon. NCBI's taxonomy places the organism in Eukaryota, Fungi, Ascomycota, Eurotiomycetes, Chaetothyriales, Herpotrichiellaceae. Gene Ontology annotation, cellular component: cytoskeleton. Gene Ontology annotation, molecular function: actin filament binding. The record is from RefSeq and is a predicted model, not a curated record.
UAAGCAAGUACUUACAGCCCCGCAAUCGACGAAGGACAACAAUCAUUUCAGGACUGAAGUACACAGUGAAAUGCUGAAUUUCUCGAUCAGUUUUGACAACUACAGCUAGCAUCAAUACCAGUUAUCUUCGGUGCUUUUUGAAGGCUUAAGGCAUUGCAGUUAUGGCAACCUCAACUGCAACCAUGACGACAACCGCAAUCGAAGUCUCCAGCUCGGGCACUGAAGUUCCGCUCCUGAGCUCCAUGCGAGGAUAUCCAGACCCAUCGAACCAAGACGACCCUGUGGCAAGGUUCAACGUUCCCAAGGACGAUGAUCCGUCUGUUGUCACGCGAUUUCCACGCCCACCACGGUUCGCAGACAAGUACGAAGAGAGAGAAUACUUGAAGGGACGCCUCGCACUUGCCUUCCGCAUCUUUGGUAAGAGAGGAUUCGAUGAGGGUGUGGCGGGCCACAUCACACUUCGUGAUCCAGUGGAUCCAAACACCUUCUGGGUCAAUCCUUUUGGCGUCUCGUUCAACAAGAUAAAGAAGUCAGAUCUUAUCCUGGUUGACGAAGAGGGUAACGUUAUCGGUGGCGGCCGCUGCAGACUCCUCAACACCGCUGCAUAUAUGAUCCAUUCAGCAGUCCACAAAGCCCGACCGGAUGUUCUGUGCGCCGCACAUUCACAUAGUCUCUACGGCCGGGCCUUUUGCUCCCUUGGACGGCCGAUUGACAUCAUUACUCAAGACUCUUGUGUGUUUUAUAAUGACCUGGCGGUCUACCGCCAAUUCGGUGGAAUUGUUUUCGCAAAGGAGGAGGGCGAGAAUAUUGCCAAAGCUGUCGGCAACAAGAAAGCGUGCCUCCUUCAGAACCACGGUUUGUUGACUGUCGGCCAAACCAUAGAAGCAGCCGUCUUCUGGUUCUGCUCUCUCGAGAAAUGUUGUCAAGCCCAACUGCUUGCUGAUGCUGCCGCUGCCGGCCGUGGCGCCUCCACAAUCAAGAUCACUCCUGAGGAUGCCGCAUACACCGCCAGUUCUGCAGGAGCACCUUGGCCUGGUUGGUUCAGCGCGAAGCCGAUGUUUGACGACAUGGAAGCAGAGGUGGGAGAAGAAGUUUUUCAAUAG